Molecule: messenger RNA, 3986 nt
Organism: Danio rerio (zebrafish)
Lineage: Eukaryota; Metazoa; Chordata; Actinopteri; Cypriniformes; Danionidae
Gene: acox3
Product: acyl-CoA oxidase 3, pristanoyl
Biological process (GO): fatty acid metabolic process; fatty acid beta-oxidation; fatty acid beta-oxidation using acyl-CoA oxidase
Cellular component (GO): peroxisome
Molecular function (GO): FAD binding; oxidoreductase activity, acting on the CH-CH group of donors; fatty acid binding
Source: RefSeq, marked validated
AAGUGCCUUAGGUUAAGAACAUGAGUGAUCCAGCUAUCACAGAUGCUAAAUAUGUAUUGGGAGACAAAAUGGAUGAAGGCAUCCCAGAUUUUCCCAAUGGUCCUCUGGACAUCUACAGGAAGAAAGCAUCCUUCAGCUGGAAGGACAUGAUGCGCUUUCUGGAGGGGGAUGAACUCAUUGCAUUCAAGCAGCACGUGUUCAGGACUCUGGAGAGGGACCCACUUUUUGCCCGGCAGCCUGGUGAGGACGUCCCAGUGGAGCAGAAGCGAGAGCUCACCUUCCUCCGCUGUAAACAGUUGUUUAAGUAUGACUUUAUAACACGAGAAGAGCUAAUGCAGAACCCCUGGAAGAUGAUCGUCCUCAACGACUGCCUGGGAAUGUAUGACUGGUCUUUAUGUGCCAAGUACUUUCUUAACAAAGGGAUGUUUGGAGCCACUGUGUUAAACACAGGAUCUCAGAGGCACUUGAAGUUUGUGAAGGACAUCGAGCGAAUGAUGACAUUUGGAUGCUUUUCAUUGACAGAGCUGAGCCAUGGCAGUAACACAAGAGCCCUGAGGACAACAGCCAAAUAUGACCCCAACACUCAGGAGUUUGUGAUCAACUCUCCAGACUUUGAAGCAGCAAAGUUCUGGGUGGGGAACUUGGGGAAGACCGCCACUCAUUCAGUUGUAUUUGCCCAGCUCUACACACCUGAUGGAAAAUGUCACGGCCUCCACUCUUUUAUAGUACAAGUCAGGGAUCCAAAGACCUUGUUGGCUAUGCCAGGAGUGAUGGUUGGGGAUAUGGGGAAGAAACUGGGUCAGAACGGUCUGGAUAAUGGUUUUGCAGUGUUUCACAAUGUGAGGAUACCUCGGGAAAACUUGCUAAACAAAACAGGAGAUGUUGCGCCUGAUGGGCAAUAUGUUUCCCCUUUUAAAGACCCCAAUAAGCGGUUUGGGGCAUCUUUAGGUGCUCUGUCAGGAGGCAGGGUGGGCAUUACGAGGAUGGCACUGGUCAAUCUGAAGCUGGCAGUGACUGUGGCUGUGCGAUUCUCUGCCACACGCAGACAGUUUGGGCCCAAAGAGGACGAGGAGAUUCCAGUGCUGGAAUAUCAACUGCAGCAAUGGCGUCUCAUUCCAUUCCUGGCAGCCGUGUAUGCACUGGAGCACUUCACCAAAUCCUUCAGCAGGAACUUUGUGGAAUUUCAAAUGGGACUUUUAAUGAAGGACAAGAGCGACAGACAGGCUGAACUGGGCAGAGAGAUCCAUGCCUUGUCCUGUGCGAGUAAACCUUUGGGAUCAUGGACUGCUCAGCGAGGUAUUCAGGAAUGUCGAGAGGCCUGUGGAGGACACGGUUACCUUGCCAUGAACCGACUGGGGGACAUGCGGGACGACAACGACCCAAACUGCACAUAUGAGGGAGACAACAACGUCCUCCUGCAGCAGACAAGCAACUACCUGCUCAGCUGGAUCCAACACAAACAAGAAGGUAACGGAAGGAUCGAAUCCCCUCUCGAGACUGUCAACUUCUUAGAUGACAUGAGCAGCAUUCUGCAGAGCAAGUUCACAGUUGGCUCAGUGGAAGAGUGCAUGAACUCAGCCGUGCCCCUGGCAGCGUAUAAGUGGCUGGUGUGUUUCUUACUGGGUGAGAGCCAGAGGAAGCUGUUUCAGGAGAAAUCUUCCGGACUGGGAGACUUUGAGGCCCGAAACAACAGCCAAGUGUAUUACUGUCGUACAUUGGCUAUCGCCUUUAUUGAGCACACAGUGCUGCAGCGUUUCCAUGAUCUGAUUCAGGAUGAACAGACUCCAGCUGCUCUCAGAUCAGUGCUGGGGCGUCUCUGUGCUCUCUAUGGCUUGUGGACUCUCACCAAUCACAUGGCAAUCUUGUAUCAAGGAGGUUAUUUUUCUGGUGGGCAGCCGGUUGACUUCAUCCAGACAGCCAUUCUCACUCUGUGUGGGCAGCUGAAGGAUGACGCUGUGGCAUUGGUUGAUGUUUUCGCUCCUCCUGACUUCAUCCUCAACUCUCCCAUUGGCAAAGCGGAUGGUGAGCUCUACAAAAACCUGUGGUCUACAGUCAUGCAGGGUAAGAACGUUCUGGAACGGCCAUCUUGGUGGGCUGAGUUUUGUUCUGACAAACCUGUUGUUGGAUCUCUCCGAGCCAAACUCUAAAUCCUCAGUCUGGAAAAAUCAUGGCAGACAUCCUUCUGUAUACCCUUCAAGCCAAGCAGUUUUAUCCUGAUAUUGCAAAACUGUCGUACAGUUGUCACAAUUAAAUGAACUGAAUGUUGCAUCUAAGAAGAUGUUAAUUUUGGUGUUAUAUCAUGAACAGAUUCAGUAAAGCUUCUUAAGAUCAGAAAAAAACAGCACGUGGUGUGCUGUACACAUUAAUAAAAGUAUUUUUGCAGCGCUUCCUUAUUCACUGUGCCACGAUAAACUUUUAAUAGUAACUCCAUAUAUAUUUCGCUGUCUUGAUUGAACCUACAUUGCCAGAUCUGUGGCUUUAAAGGUGACAUUGGCUGGCUAAUUACAAAUGUUGAUAUGAUUCUGAAGGGUUAAGCUUUUUAAUGGUACUGUAAAAAAAACAAAUUUUACCUUGUCAAAAACACCUCAAUUCACAGUAAGCCAGUUUGCUUCUUAUCUGUUUAACUGCUACUGAACUUCUGUUCACCACUCUCUGAGGCUGCCGGAUCGUGAAUGGCUAAUAGCCUACCAGUCAAUUUUUUGUGGCGCAGUUACUGAAUAUACCAUUGCACCACACAUACAGCUCUCAUUAAGCAUUUAGCUUCUGCUGAAUUUGGGCUGUGACUGACAUGAAGUAGAAUUUGAAGCUUUUAUACAUUUCAAUGACACAAUACAUAAAAUCGAUGCAUAUAAAUGAUCAUUUCUUGACAAUGCAGCAUGCCAUUAAUCAAACUAACAUUUACACAAAGUGGCACUGCUGGAUUUGGCAAAAGCUCUAUUUCUGAACUGGUCAUUUAAAACACACUUACAAGCACAGCUCUGAACACAUGACAGAAUGAUCUAAUUUUAAACACAAGUGAAUUGAAGUUAACUUUUGAUAACAACCUAACAAAAACUACAAUUGUAUCUAAAGAAUGAAGCUUUCAGACAAAUUGUAGGUUUGCUUAGAUUCUUUAAAGAAAUAAGAAGUCCAGCUUCGUAUUUCUGAUAACACAGACAUUAUCAUCUCCCCCUUAAAAAUCUUUGACAUAAAUAGGCUAAGAUAGUUUAAAAAAAGCAACUAAACUCUAAUAAAUCUAUAAAAGGGAACAUUUCAUCUGAUGUCACCUUUAAUGCACAGGUAGCUAAACAUAGAAAACAACCAUACUUUAACAAAACCUUUACAAUAACAAUGUUUAGAUACUUAUUGUACAUUUUGUGUCAUGUUGAUACAGUGCUCAGCAUAGAGUGCAACUCGUUUUGAAAAUUAAUAUGUUUUUCCAUUUCUCAGUGAAUAUAGGCAAUGUAUUUUGGUGCAUUUAAACAAAACAGAUUUAUUAAACAGAUAUAUUUAUUACAAUAAUAUUUUAGUCACCAACAUAUUUAGAAAUUAAAAGAUAAUACAGUUAAAGUAAAGCUAAAUAUUGCACAAAAACAAAUUACAACCUGCAAAAUGUUUCUUUUUUUUUUUUUUUUUUUUUUGCUGCUCUUGAUUUCUCCUCUCAUUUAAUUUGUAUUUAAUAAUUUUCUAUAACACACAUUUGGCUGUACUAGUUUUUGGAACAUUAUCGUAAGUUAUUUGGUUAAAUAAGCUCCAGAUUUAGCUUCAGUACUGACUAAUCUAAUGUAUAUGCACAAAUAUAAUAUUGUAAAGCUUCCUAUAGAAAAUUUGAAUUAAAAAAUAGAUUUGUGAGUGCUGUAUCUGUUUAGGAGUGAAUAUGUGUGAUUUCUUUUUUUCUGAAUGGUAAAUGAUUUUAUGCACAUUGUCAUCUUGUAUUAAUAUGUAAUGUAUAAUUGCAACAGAUUUUGACUUUUUAAAUAAUAAUAAAUAUUUCUUAAUUAUUUAAA